This is a messenger RNA of Acanthosepion pharaonis, 840 nucleotides long. Lineage: Eukaryota; Metazoa; Mollusca; Cephalopoda; Sepiida; Sepiidae. The record is from the annotation of a GenBank genome assembly.
AUGAUCUCUACUCUCCCUCCCACUUUCCCUCGCAUCUUCUCUUUCUCGCUCACCCCUCUCUCUCAACAUCCAUAUUAUUUUCGCCUUCUUUCUCUCUCCUCAACAAACUUAUUUUUCUUUACACAUUUUUAUUUGUCGUUGAAAAUAAUCUCGCCAGUUUUCAAUCUAUUAUUUCUCUCUUUCUUUUAUCUUUCUUUCUUUCUUUCUUUCUUUCUUUCUUCGUGUCUUUCUUUCUUUCUUUCUUUCUGUCUUCAUAUUUUUCUUUCUUUCCUUAUUUCUUCAUUCUUUCAUUCUUUUUUCUUUCUUUCUUCACGUCUUUCUUUCUUUCUUCAUGUCUUUCUUUAUUUCUUUCUUUCUUUAUAUCUUUCUUUCUUUCUUAAUAUCGUUCUUUCUUUCCUUAUUCCUUCAUUCUUUCCUUCUUUCUUCUUUCCUCAUGUCUUUCUGUCUGUCUGUCUUUCUUUCUUUGUUUCUUUCUUAAUAUCUUUCUUUCUUUCUUUCUUUCUUUCUUCAUAUCUUUGUUUCUUUCCUUAUUUCUUUAUUUAUUCGUUCUUUUUCUUUCUUUCUUCAUUGCUUUCUUCCUUCCUUUUUACAAAUUAUUUCAUUAUAUUUCUAUCCUUCUUCACAUUUGGCAUCCUCCUUUUUUAUUUAUUCAUUUCUUUUCUUUCUUUCUUUCUUUUUUCUUUUAUACAUUCAGUCUUUCCAUUUCUUGUUUAUUUUAGCGUUCCUACCCAUCCAUAUCAUCCUCUUUAUUACUCUGAUCUUUUUCAUAAUUACUUUCUCUGCAAUUUUCCCUCUUUUCGUUUUAAUCAUUCCAAUUAUUUAUUUCCUCUCCACCUGUGA